Messenger RNA from Tarenaya hassleriana, 1125 nucleotides. Its product is annotated as myb-related protein 330. The record is from RefSeq and is a predicted model, not a curated record. Gene Ontology annotation, biological process: regulation of DNA-templated transcription. Gene Ontology annotation, cellular component: nucleus. Bases 52 to 1059 code for a protein of 335 amino acids. Gene Ontology annotation, molecular function: DNA-binding transcription factor activity, RNA polymerase II-specific; RNA polymerase II cis-regulatory region sequence-specific DNA binding. Lineage: Eukaryota; Viridiplantae; Streptophyta; Magnoliopsida; Brassicales; Cleomaceae. The transcript has 3 exons.
CUCUCUCAACAGUUCGUGGUUUUCUUUAAUCCUUCUUUCAGGACAAAAAAAAUGAACCUAAAGUCCCAUGAAAAAGAUCUGAGCAGUAGCAUCGAUGGCGGAUCGACAAGGUUUGAGGAACAAAACUUCAUAACCCCGACAUCUGGUCCAUCGUCAUCAAAUUCUCUCACCGAGCUCUCUCUCUCUAGAAAUUUUCUCCAACACCCGGCCGAUGAACCAAACAAGAACAAAGUCUCAGCCUUUGAGAUUAAUAGUGAUGAAUCACAAGACGAGGGCAGGAGAGAGAAGAAAGGCAGAAACGCAACACAGAGAAAAGUUUGUGCGAGAGGACAUUGGAGACCGUCCGAAGACGCCAAGCUCAAGGAGCUUGUUUCCCAGUUCGGUCCCCAGAACUGGAACUCUAUUGCUCAACACCUUGUCGGCAGAUCAGGCAAAAGCUGUAGACUGAGAUGGUUCAACCAACUAGAUCCGAGAAUAAACAAGAGGGCUUUCACAGAAGAAGAGGAAGAGAAGCUCAUGUGGGCUCAUGGAGCGUUCGGGAACAAGUGGGCGACGAUCGCAAGGCUCUUCCCCGGUCGGACCGACAAUGCCGUCAAGAACCACUGGCACGUCAUCGUGGCCCGUAAGCUCCGGUCCUCCUCGGAAAACCCUGAAACGACGGUUUUGCCCUCGACGGGUGGCGGCGGGGAUGGGGUCACGAGGGGUAGUUUGGUAAAUGGAGAGGGUACUGAAUCAAUGGCACUGAGCACAAGCAACGACAACGAGUCUGCGGCCUCUACUUGUACGGCCACCGAUCUAUCUCUUUCGCCUCCCCGUUUGUGGUUUUCCGAGAAUGUCCUCGAUCCAGGCGAGGAUCAGAGGGCGGUGGGAGACGUUCACUUCGGUAAACCGAUGGACCGUCGGAAUCAAAUCCGUCACGGACACGAAGUGGGUCGUCGUCACUCGUCGGAUUCAGAUCUUUUCCUCGACGGCUCGUUCGCUGAGAUGCACCGCAAGAAGAAGGAGAUGAUCAUCCGCUCUCGCUUUUUCGAUUUUCUUGGCGUUGGGGCUUCUUCAUGAGUAGGCUUCACCGCAAUGAUAAUAAUAAUAAUAAUAAUUAAAAAAAAAACAGAAUAAGAGGGUUUC